AUGGUAGUGGAGUAUGACCAAGAUGCCACCUCACUGGAAGGAAAGAAGCAUAACUUCAUCUCUGAGGAGAAAAUAUUUUCUCGCUGCCUGCAGGGUCCGGUGUCCUUUGAGGAGGUGGUGGUGUGCUUCACCGAGGAGGAGUGGGCAUUGCUGGAUCGAGGCCAAAGGGCCCUGUAUGGGGAAGUGAUGGAGGAGAAUUAUGAGACGGUGGCCUCUCUGGGUUUGGAGUGGAGGAGUGAGAAUGAGGGAGACCCAUUCACAGGUGGCCCAUCUGAAGAGGAGGAAGAACAGAAAAGAGAAAACAAUGAAAGGAGAAGGAGCAAUUUUUCUGCUUCUCAGGGUGGUGAGAUCCAUGAAGCCCUAAUUCAAGAGCAAGUAGACAUAGGAAAGGGCCAGAUUCAGUGUCCCGUGUGUGGAAAAGGCUUCAACAUUCAAUACAAAUUUAAUAGGCACUGGACAGCUCACACCGGGGAAAAACCAUUCAAAUGCUCAGAGUGUGGGAAGAGCUUCCGUCAGAAGGACAAACUGACUACGCAUCAGCGAAUCCACACAGGAGAGAAACCAUACCUGUGCAUGCAGUGUGGGAGGAGCUUCAGUUCCAACUCACACCUUACACUACAUAAAAGGAUUCACACAGGGGAGAAACCAUAUAAAUGUGCUGAGUGUGGAAAGAGCUUCCGUCAGAAGGACAACCUGACUACGCAUCAGCGAAUCCACACAGGAGAAAAACCGUACCUGUGCAUGCAGUGUGGGAGGAGCUUCAGUUCCAGCUCACACCUUACACUACAUAAAAUGAUUCACACAGGGGAGAAACCAUAUAAAUGCCCACAGUGUGGAAAGAGCUUCAGAAUGCAUUCAAACCUUCGACGACAUCAAAGAAUCCACACCGGGGAGAAACCAUAUGAAUGCCCACAGUGUGGAAAGAGCUUCAGCAUUCUUUCAAACCUUCGACGACAUCAAAGAAUCCACACCGGGGAGAAACCAUAUGAAUGCCCCGAGUGCGGCAGGGGCUUUGUGAAUAAUCCUGAUCUUACAAGACACCAAAGGAUCCACACAGGAGAGAGACCUUUUAAAUGCGCUGAGUGUGGGAAACGGUUCAAUCAGAAGGAUGAAUUGACCAUACAUCAGAGAAUCCACACAGGGGAAAAACCUUUCAUUUGCUCAGUGUGUGGAAAGCGGUUCCGUGCGAAGAGUUCACUUUCUAUACACCAGCAGAUUCACACUGGGGAGAAGCCCUUCAAAUGCUCCGAAUGUGGAAAGAGCUUCCUUAACAACAGAGGCCUUAUGAGGCAUCAGAGAAGCCACACCGGGGAGAAGCCUUUUACGUGUUUGGAGUGCAAUAAGAGCUUUUCUGAAAACUCAGACUUAAAGAAACACUUGAGAAUCCACAGGGAAAAGCCAUAUAAAUGUUCAGAGUGUGGGAAGUUUUUCUUUCAGAAGUCACGUCUUACUUCCCAUCAAAGAAUUCACACAGGGGAGAAAUUCCACAAGUGCCUCAAGUGUGGAAAGGGCUUCACUCAGGGGCAGGACCUGGGAGCUCAACUGAGAGCUCCUCAUUGGCUGCAAGUCUGA
Euleptes europaea (tarantolino) is the source of this 1572-nucleotide messenger RNA. RefSeq names its product zinc finger protein OZF-like. The coding region runs from base 1 to 1572 and encodes 523 amino acids. Gene Ontology annotation, biological process: regulation of transcription by RNA polymerase II. Lineage: Eukaryota; Metazoa; Chordata; Lepidosauria; Squamata; Sphaerodactylidae. The transcript is spliced from 5 exons. The record is from RefSeq and is a predicted model, not a curated record. Gene Ontology annotation, cellular component: nucleus. Gene Ontology annotation, molecular function: DNA-binding transcription activator activity, RNA polymerase II-specific; RNA polymerase II cis-regulatory region sequence-specific DNA binding.